UUGCGACAAAAGUAUUACACGAAAUGUUUUUUAAUGUAACUUCGUGUAGAUUAUCGAUUUUCUAUACAUUUAUUUAAUAUUAUAAUAUUAAAUUAUUGUAAUCACUUGAAUGAUAUUUAAAAUAAUACUAUCUUAAUCUUGUUUUUUUUUUGUGUUUUAUUUUAACCUGACAUGUCAUUGAUUAUAACCACUUAAUUGUGAACUGAUUUUAUUGAAAACAUGAAUCAUAUAUUUAAGCUUGAACAAAUCAAUAUAAUAAUUACUAUUCUUAAUAAAAGUCGCAUAUGUUUAAUUCUAUAAAAUAAUAUAAAUUUUUAUAGAAUGUAUUCAAAUAAAAUUGGGAAUAAAUUAAAAGAUAUGUGACAUAAUAACAAAUAACUGUAUCAGAUAGUCAAACAAAAUGAUGAAGAUUUAUAAAAAACUUGCUAUCAUUUCUUUAAUAGGUUCGGUAUUAACAAUUAUUGGAUUAAUUACAGGAAUUCUUUGGUCUACAAUUUAUUCUUCAAUUAUACAUACGCAAUUAUCCUUAACACCUACAUCUACAAGUUACAAGCUUUGGGAAGUAACACCUAUUCCUAUGUAUUUGAAGUUAUAUAUGUUUAAUUUAACAAAUUAUGAAGAUUUUAUUUCAAUUAAUGGAUCAAAACCAAAUUUUGUGGAAAUGGGUCCUUAUGUAUUUAGAGAAGUUGAUUAUAAAGUAGAACAAAAAUGGCAUGAAAAUGAUACUAUAACAUAUCAAAGAAAAAGAGUAUGGUAUUUUGAAAAAUCUUUAUCAGUAGGAAGUUUACAAGAUAAUGUAACUAAUAUAAAUCCUAUAACUGCUAGUGUUGCAUAUGCAUUAAGAUAUCAAAAACCUUUUAUUCGUGAUUUAGUAGAUAGAAUAAUGAAAGCAAUAGAUCAAAAAUUAAUAAUUACCAAAACUGUUAAUGAAUUACUUUUUGAAGGUUAUGAUGAUCCUAUGUUGAAAAUUGCUCGAAAGAUGAAUUUUACUAAAAUUCCUUUUUCUAAAUUUGCUUGGUUUUAUGGGAGAAAUGGUUCUGCAACUUAUGAUGGAACAUUUAAUAUGUUAACUGGUAAAUCUAAUUUACUUAAUGUAGGAAUAGUUAAAGAAUGGAAUUUUAAUACUAGAGUAAAUUAUUAUCCUGGAGAAUGUGGAAUAGUUAAAGGUACAAAUGGUGAUUUAUGGCCACCAUUACCUGAUAAUAAAACUAUUUCUUUCUUUGUACCUGAUAUUUGCACGAGUAUGUCAGUAACAUAUGAUAAUACAACUAUUCAUGAAGGAUUAAGAGGUGCUAGAUAUAUUAGCGAUGAUACAAUAUUUGAUGAUGGUACAAAAGUAUCAUCGCGUAAAUGUUAUUGUGUAGGAGAAUGCAUUCCUUCUGGAGCAUUAAAUAUUUCAUUAUGCAAAUGGGGUGCUCCAGCAUUCAUCAGUUUGCCACAUUUUUAUUUAGCAGAUCGAAGUUAUAGAGAAAAUAUCAAGGGAAUGGAACCUAAUAAAGAAAAACAUGAGCUUUCAAUAUCCAUAGAACCGAAAACGGGUGUUCCACUAAACGUAAAUGCAGCAUUACAAUUAAAUUUAUUGAUACAAAAUGAUGCUCAUAUGAGCAUGUUUAAAAAUAUUAAAAAAACAUUUGUACCAAUGUUAUGGUUUACUCAAGAAGCUUAUUUAACUGCUAAUUACGCUCGUAUUAUAAAAUUUAUUAUUAUUCUGGAAUCUUUAGGUAGCAUAACUUGUUAUGGUAUUGCCUGUAUUGGCAUUUUAUUUAUAUCUAUCGGCAUUUUCUUAUAUAUUAGACAUAAUUUUAGAGGAGAAGAAAAUCAAGUUUUAUUGUCAAAAAGAUUUAUCAACAAUGAUGAUAUUACUAGUAUUAAUGGAUGAUUAGUAUAUGAAUAUUAGAUUAUAUAAAAAGAUAUUGUAAUCAAUGUGACCAAAAGAUAAAAAACGGUCUUCGAAAUUCAAGAGUUUUUAAACUUCAUUGAAACUGAUAUAAUAUAAGAUAACAUCAAAAUAAUUGUGAAAAGAUUAUAUUAAUAGAAAUUUAAUGCAUUGUUUAUAAACAUGCUUUUAAAUUGUACGAUAAUCAAGUGCCUCAUUGCUUUAGUAAAAAUGGAUAUUAGAAUUAGCAUAAAAGUAGAUAUCUCGAAUAUUUGAGAAUGAUAUGCAAUAUAUAUAUGUAUAUAGCGAUUUAAAAUUAAUAUAAAUUUACUUUCCUAAACAAAGAAUAGAAAUUUGUAAAUUUUUGUCUUUAUCUCUCCUAUUUUUCUAGCGAUUCAAAAUAUAUAUUAUAUUAGAUAUAUACAUAUUUUUAUCUAUAUAAAAUAUAAAAAAAUAAUAAAUAUUAGAAUUAUAUUUAUCAAAUUUAAUUCAUGUUAAUAUUUAUCAUGUAGUUGAAGUUAUAGCAAUUACAAUGCUGUUACAGCUGUGAUAAUUAAAUUUUUCUUUCAUUAAUAAGAAUUCGUAGAAAAUAAAAGAUAUUAGUUUUGUACAAAUUAUUGA
This is a messenger RNA of Apis mellifera (honey bee), 2497 nucleotides long. Its product is annotated as protein croquemort. NCBI's taxonomy places the organism in Eukaryota, Metazoa, Arthropoda, Insecta, Hymenoptera, Apidae. Gene Ontology annotation, cellular component: membrane; cytoplasm. The transcript has 9 exons. The record is from RefSeq and is a predicted model, not a curated record. Gene Ontology annotation, molecular function: scavenger receptor activity. The coding region runs from base 401 to 1879 and encodes 492 amino acids.